Closterium sp. Naga37s-1 is the source of this 1809-nucleotide messenger RNA. The record is from the annotation of a GenBank genome assembly. Lineage: Eukaryota; Viridiplantae; Streptophyta; Zygnematophyceae; Desmidiales; Closteriaceae.
AUGAUCCCUAGAGAGGCGCGGCCACAGCGGCCAAUAGCUAGCACGUUCCGGCUACCCAAGCUUGUGUCGCUCGUCUUAGCCUUCUCGCUCGUUCUCUCCGUUACAGAACGAACGCAUGCAGGACGAUUCUUGACGGGGAAGGGGUUGAAAGGAGGGGAUGGGCCCAGUGGAUCGUCGUUACGUAUCCUAGACGAGGUGCCUAUAGAGAACGGUGUUCCGGAUCUUGUAACGGUGCUCAAUGAUAAGGGGGAUGCUGAAAAAGAGAAGAAAAAGAAAGAGAAGGAGAAGGAGAAGGAGAAGGAAAAGGAAAAGAAGAAAAAGGACAAGGAGAAAAAAGACAAGGAGAAGAAGGACAAGGAGAAUAAGAGCAGUGACACGACGGGCGCUGUUGAUACGGGCGCUGCUAAAGGUGAUGCUAUCAAGGGGGGCGCUGUCGAAGGCGAUACAAACCAAGAUCCCACGGCUGGUGCCGGGGAGCAAGGUGCCGGCAAGUCGCCACCUGCCGACGAGAAGUCAGGGAACGGCAAGGGGACCAAAGUUUCGCAGCCUCCUUCGCCAAAAGAGUCCUCCGGUGAAUCGUCAGGCGCGCCGUCCAGCAACCAGCCGCAAGAGUCGCAGGAAAGCUCGAAAACGCCUGCGGCAACGCCCGAGAAACCGCCCACCAGCGAAGCAGCGUCUGGAGGAAAGCUCGCCGCUGGUGCCGGCAGCGAGUCAGCGCAGAAACCGGCACCGGAACCUGCCCCAGAACCCGCGCCGGAACCGCCGCCGGAUUCGGCGCCCGAACCUGCGGUGCAACCGCCGCCGAAACCAGUCCCUGCCGUAGAUGGCGAUUCUAAUCCGAGUACAGAUGGCGGCGACAGCGGGGGUGCAGGAGAGGGUUCAGGGGACAACAGCACGGAAGCUUCGUCGAACGCGCAAGGUCCGAGUCAGUCAAGCGAUGACGGAUCGACGGGAGAUAAGGGCGUGCAGGAGUGGAACGGAGGGUCGAAAGACGACGGAAAUUCUGACGGAAAAGUUGACGGAAGCGAUGGCGGGGGGCAAGGGAAGGGCGGGACGGAAACUGCCGGGUUCAGGAUGAAAGACGUGAAGCGCGCCAAUUCCGUCAAGCCCCAGAAGAUCGACGGCUGGUUCGCAAUCCACGAUGCCUACAGUGGCGAGGCCUCGGCGCUUAAGGCGGCUGACGUCAUCUUCUAUGGCGACUCGCUCAUAGAGGGAUGGAGUGAGAAGUUUCUGGGAAGGCAGCUGGGACUCUACGCUGGUGUCAGCGCCGUGUUCGAUGCUCUCAAGGCGUCUCUCGGUGAGGGGAGGGAGGUGCGGGCGUUUGGGAUUGCUGGCGACACAACGGACGACCUUUUAUGGAGGUUGGAGAACGGCGAGCGCCCAUCCUCUCUCAGCCUCUCUCUAGCAGUGGUCUGCGUGGGCAUUAACGACGUUUUCGAGUCUGUUACUAACGGAGGCGUGGAUGCCCAGGCGAUUGCUAAUAAGAUUGGCGAUGUGGUAACCGCAAUUCGCGCGUCACAACCCACCACGAAAGUGCUCGUCCUUGGCCUGUUACCCGAAGGAUACCUCUCUAAGUCAUCAGAACCAGACCCCCAGCCAGGACAAGUCAACGCCGUUCUCUCAGAGUCAAUUCCAGAUGGCACGAGCACCUACUUCCUGGACUGUAAGGAUGCGUUCCUUAACGAGGAUGACCUUCUGCUUGAAGACCACUACAUCAGUGACACCUUCCAACGCCUACACCUGUCAGCAGCAGGCUACGACGCAUGGGCCAGAUGCAUCGCCCCGCAGACCCAGGCCAUCCUUGGGUAA